Molecule: messenger RNA, 5803 nt
Organism: Anolis sagrei ordinatus
Lineage: Eukaryota; Metazoa; Chordata; Lepidosauria; Squamata; Anolidae
Source: RefSeq, a predicted model, not a curated record
CAAGGCGGAAGAGGAGGGCGAAGGGAGGCGAGGAGUAGCCAGGGCUCUGCGCUCAUUUCCUGAGGGUGGGUGUGCGUGUUCCUGUGCUUGGAGAGGGGGGUUUGACCCCAUUCUCCAUUCCCUGGAGCCCAGCGUGGAAGGGGAGGGAAGGAGAGGAAAGGGGGGCAGAGCCGGGGAAAGCCGGAUUGAGGCUUCCACCCAGCAAGCUCCCCAGCUCUUUCCAUCCAAGCUACCUGGUUCCAAAGGAGACACUGCACUGAGCACUGAAUAACAGGAGACAAUUGUCCAUACAUUUAGGCUCUAGACAACAAUCACAGUCUGCCUCCUGUAAUAGAAGUAGACUCCAAAAUGGCUGCCGAGCCAGGUGGGCCACUCACUUGGGUUCUCACGUUCCCUCCGCCAGUGGAACCCGGUGCCCAGUUGAGUGUGGGAAUGGAGGAGAGUUCACCUCCUGUUAGUGGUGUUAAGGAAAUCUUAAAGCGCUCAAGAUCUCGGAAAGACCGGAAGGGCCUCAGUGAAACCGGUAUGGCACCCCAGUGUUGGGAGGUUCGCCAACAAAUGCUCCUGCCCACACCAGAGAAUGAGGAGACUGACAAUAAAAAAUCUGGAGAGAUCCUGGAGGAUGAUAUUGAGACUUGUGUGGUCUCUUUUGAAGAUGCCUCCGAUCCCAAAGAAGAAAGGGGGACUAAAACAGAAGUGAUUGUUGGGCCCAAUUGUGUAAUUACUAUUGAAGAAGAAGAGGUUGGUCUUGGAGAUCGGGAUUCGCGAAAACCCGAUGCUGUGUCAGAAGAUAACAUUGAGGCCUGUGUGGUACGCCCUAAAGAAGUCAGUGGCAUCAAGAAAAAGGAAAUACAACCUAUGGUCAUAGAUGGAGGUAGCAUUGAGGACUUUGUGGGGUCCCUUGAGGACUUGGGCCUCCCCAGAAUAGAUAAGGCCACUCAGACUGAUAUUAUGGAGGAGGCCAUCUCUAAGGUCUAUGAGGCUUCCAGCCAGAAAGCAACUCACUCAAAAGAAGAGCUGAAAGGACUUGAGAAGAAUAACCAGACUGGUGUGUGUUCUCCAGAAAAGUCAACGGACUCUAAAGGAGAAGAAGAAACCCUUCCUGAGAAAGAGACGCAAGGGUUUUGUAAGUAUCUGGAAGCUGGAGACAAAGGAGGAGAUGUGAAAACGGAGCCGGCCAUCUUUGAAGAAGGUGGAAUUGUCAUGGAGACGGCGCGCCAAGGUUUUCGGUGGUUCCGCUACCCAGAAGCUGAGGGUCCGAGAAACACUUAUGAGCAAUUGCGGGCGCUUUGCCACCUUUGGCUGAAGCCAGAGAGACGUACCAAGGAACAGAUUUUGGAACUGCUGGUUCUGGAGCAAUUUUUGGCCAUUUUGCCUCAAGAGAUACAGACCUGGGUCUGGCAGCAGCAUCCGGGGACUUGUGCUCAAGCUGUUGACCUAGUGGAAAACUUCAUGACGGGGCUUUCUCUGCUUAAGAGACAUGGAGAAAUGGCACUGGUGACUUUUGAAGAAGUGGCUGUGUCUUUCUCUGAGGAAGAGUGGAGACUCCUCAGCAAAGCCCAGAGGAAGACCUACCAGGAGGUCAUGCUUGAGAAUUACGAGAAUGUCAAGUCACUGGGUUUUCCAGUUCUCAAGCCAGACCUGAUUGUCAAAAUGGAGAGCGGCAGGAACCAGGACCUGUAUUUACGAGAUCCUAAGAAUUUUUCAGAAAGGCCACCCCUGGGAGUUGUAGGAGAUGCUGUGCUCUUGAGUGAGUCCAAAUGUGAGGUGGCAACCUGGAAGGAAGAGGAAACUACUGAUAGGAUGGCGUCUAUGCUGGGACCCCCAAGCCCCCUCAAAGGCUGGGAGGCCACGGUCCAAAGUAGCCCUCCCAGCAAGCAAGAGAACCAAACCCGCUGGCUGCGGACGGGGCCACGCUUUGCCUGCCCUGACUGUGACAAGACCUUCCCUUGGCAGUCGGCCUUGACUCGGCACCAGCUCUCGCACUCUGGGGAGAAACCUUUCUGCUGCCCAGAUUGCCCCAAGAGCUUUGAUCGGCACUCCACUAUGGUCCGGCAUCAGCAAGUCCAUACCAGGGAGCUCUGCCGCAAGUGCAAGGAAUGUGGAAAGAUAUUCUCCGACCGCUACAAACUGGCCCGUCACCAGAAGAUCCACUCUAAGAAGCAGCCUUACCGCUGCGAGAUUUGUGGCCGCGGCUUCAGCCUCAGCUCCAGCCUGCAGCAGCACCGGAGGGUGCAUACAGGCGCGCGGCCCCAUGAGUGCCCAGAGUGCGGACGCUUCUUCAGUCGCCGCUCCAACCUCAACCAGCACCUCCGGGUUCACCAAGGUAAACGUCCAUAUCCCUGCAGCGAGUGUGGAAAGGCCUUCAGUCAGUGGUCCAAGCUGGUGCGCCACAGGCGUAUCCACACAGGAGAGCGCCCCAACACCUGCACUGAUUGCGGCAAGUCUUUUACGCAAAGCUCCCACCUUGUCCAGCACCGGCGGACCCAUACAGGCGAGAAACCCUAUGUCUGUGGUGACUGUGGCAAGGCCUUUUCCUGGAGCUCUAACUUGGCUCAGCACCAGCGCACUCACACGGGGGAGAAGCCCUACGUCUGCCGGGAGUGCGGCAAAGCCUUCUCUCAGAGCACCAACCUCAUCAAGCACCAGCGUAGCCACACUGGCGAGAAGCCCUACCGCUGCCCUGAGUGCCCCAAAAGCUUCUACCGCUCUUCGGACCUCAUCCAGCAUCAGAUAACGCACACAGGUGAGCGCCCCUUCAAGUGCGAUGAGUGUGGCAAGGGGUUCACCCAGAGUGCUAACUUGGUCAAGCACCAGAAGAUCCAUGCUGGGGAGAAGCCCUUCCGGUGCAACGACUGUGGCAAGACCUUCAUCCAAAGCUCUGAGCUCAUCCAGCACCAGCGCACCCACUCAGGAGAGAAACCCUACCAGUGCCAGGAGUGUGGCAAACGCUUUGGCCAUGGGGCCACCCUAGUCAAGCACCAGCGGCUCCACAUGGGGGUAGAGCCAUACCGCUGUGGCGAUUGUGGCAAGACCUUUGGACUCAGCUCGGCCCUGGAGCGCCACCAGAGGUGCCACAGUGAGAGUCGCCCAUACGCUUGCACUGAGUGUGGCCAAAGCUUCUCCUUGGCCUCCAACCUCACCCUCCAUUCCCGCAUCCAUCGAGGUGAGAAGCCCUACCGAUGCGCCGACUGUGGCAAGUGCUUUGGCAUGAGCUCCACCCUCAUCCGCCACCAGCGCAUCCACACGGGCGAGAAGCCAUAUGCAUGCCUUGACUGUGGCAAGGCCUUUGUCCGCAGCUCGCACCUCACUCAGCAUCGCCGGACGCACACCGGCGAGCGGCCAUACCACUGUGAGGAGUGUGGCCGCCGCUUCUCCCAGAGCUCCAACCUCAUUACCCACCAGCGCAUCCACAUGGAGGAACGACCUCACGUCUGCCAUGGUUGUGGGCAGCGGUUUGCGCAGGAGGAGGAACUGAAGUGCCACCAGAAGGAGGAGAAGGGAAAGUGCACCAUGGAGAGAGGAGACUCUCAAGAGAUAGCAGGCGACACAUGUGGGAAGAGUGGCAAGGAUGACCAUGCGGUGGCAUUUUGUCAAGAGGGCAGUGUGCUCUGUACUGUAUGUGGGUUGGACUGCAAAGACGCUGUUGAACUGGAGCAGCAUCAAGAGAGCCAUGCCUCCCAUUUAUGUAACCUUUGUGGGAAGACCUUCCAAGACAGUGCAGGUUUAGUGCACCAUCGAGAAAGUCAUACAUCUUAUAUCUGCACCGAAUGUGGGAGAACCUUUAGUGAUGCACACACCUUGGUCUGCCAUCAAGAGACACACGAAUCAUGGAUUUGUGGCAUAUGUGGGCAGAACUGCAAGGAUAGGUUGGCUUUGGUGCACCAUGAGGAAACCCAUUCCAUGCCCAACUGUGGGAGUUUAGUCAAAAGCAAGGUCUGUACACUGCACAACAAGAAAAAGGGGUGCUUCAAGGAGAAUCCAAAGCUUAUGCUUGACCAGAAAUCUGUGGAUCUUACACAAAGCAACUCCCAGGAAAGUGUUGCAGCUGGAGCAUUCCUGGUGCAGCAUCAGGAAACACAAGAAGCUUGGAUUUGUCUGGAAUGUGGAGAGGAUUGCCAGGAUAGGUUGGCACUGGUGGAUCACUGCCGGAGCCAUGGGAGAUCCCACUCAUGCAGUAAACGCACAGAUCUGUGCCACCACCAACUCACCCGUUUGAAGGGAAAAUUGUACAAAUGCUUCAAGUGUGAUCAGAGCUUUGGAAGCAUCUUGGAUUUUACUCAACACCAGGAAGAACACACUGGUAAGAAAGCACACCAGCGUGCCAAGCGUAGACAAGAUCUUGUGGACACCACAACCCCUAAACUCCACCAAAACAGUCACAAAGGGGAGAAAGCAGAUGAAUGUCUUGAACCUGAAGACUCUUUGGACACUGACUCAGAUUUUGUCCUGAGCCAGAAGAAUCACAGAAAGAGGUUAAGCCCAAUAAUCUUGCCCAAUGAUGAACCCUCCACUGAAAAUUCAGUUCCUAGCUCUCGUCAGAUCAUCUCACUCGAAAGCCAGCCAUUUCGGAGUCACUCAAGUUUCACUGCAUGUCAAGGAAUCCCCCCAGAAGACAAGGAGCCUUUGUGUGGACCUCACAAGGACAGCUCCGUUCUUACAUCCCAACAGGAAGCUCACCAAGGGGACAAGCGAGAGGUCUCCCCUGCCACUCCCCCACCUAAAAGAACCCCUGCUCCGGUUUCCACUGAAAUGGCUGCCCUCAUCCGGCAUCCCAGUCCCAAGCCCUACAAGUGUCACAACUGCGAGUGGAGCUUUGUAGAUGCCGUCGGCUUGUCCCAACAUCAAACUGACCACACGAAGGAACGGCUCCCAAAACGUCCUGAGUGUGGUAAAGACUUCCCAGAAAGGCUGGCUUUGAUCCGCCACCAACACGCUGCAGAGAAAGCCAAGGCCAACCAGCCAGCUCUGCCGACAAAAAGCAAUCGCAACAAGGAGAGGGACCAGGGGAGUUCUCUGGAAUUUGGGGAGAGUUUCACAGAGAUCUCAGCCAUCCUUUUGCAGAGGGGGGAUCAUGCCACCAAAAGGGGCAGUCGGCAUCAGCUGAAGAAGCAUGGGACAUGCUCAGGAGAUGCGCUGGAGCCCUACUUCCAACUUGGUUUGGGCAAAAAUUCCAGCACGGGAGGCGGGUUGGCCCAGCGCCAUGCACAGCAGGACAAAGGGAAAUACUUUGCAUUUUCGGGACCUACGAAGAUCUCUAGGAAUAGCUCAAUAUUGUUACAGCAUCUCCAAAACCACACAGCAGAGAAACAGUGACACCCAGAAAAUGUGGGAUAUGUGUCAGUUCCAGAGAGAUAGUGGGUAGGGCCCACGACUCUGUCUUUCCUCGCUGCUCAGGGUGUGUUAAGUCCGGGGACAGAUCAAUGGAGCUUUUAGGCCUGCUAAGUCUGGAGAGGUAGAGGAGAUAUUAGCAGACAUUAUUAUUAGAUUGGGGAGUGCAGAUUAACAGAAUGAAGCAGAAUGUGUAGCAAAUGGUGCAGAAUGAGAAACCCUUUCUUUACAAGCAAAAUAUAAUGUAUGUCCCUCAGUUCAGACACUUUUUAAAAAUUUCUUCCCACAUUCUCUUUCUCUCUGGGCCCAAAACAUACCUUAGGGCAGUGUUUCUCAAUCUUCUGAAUGCCGCGACCCCUUAAUACAGUUCCUCAUGUUGUGCUGACCACCAACCAUAACAUUAUUUUUGUUGCUUUUUCAUAACUGUAAUUUUGCUAUUGUUAUGAAUAGUAAUGUAAAUAUCUGAUAUGCA